Prunus avium (sweet cherry) is the source of this 5086-nucleotide messenger RNA. Lineage: Eukaryota; Viridiplantae; Streptophyta; Magnoliopsida; Rosales; Rosaceae. The record is from RefSeq and is a predicted model, not a curated record.
CCAGAAAAAUUAAUAUCACACAAACAAAAACAUCUCUCUCUCUCUUUCUCUCUUUCUCUCUUUCUCUCUCUAUAUGCAGGCAGAGAGAGCAAGGGAGCAGGUAAAAGGGACACGUUUCUAGUGAAGCGUGUUUGGUGCCUUGGGAUUUUCCCUUGGACUAAAAUUAUUUCAGCAGCAGCCGCAGCAGCAGCUUCGAAAUCUGAGUGUGCUUGCUUGCUGCUUGCUUGCUUGUGGACUUUUGUUUAAUUCUCCCUUUUAUUUAUUGGUCGUCGUCCAUAAUGCACCGGAAAGCGCCUUCUCCUUUUUGGUUGCACCUUUCAACCUGAACCUGCACCUUCAUCUUCACAUAGCUUCAAGCGUCUUUCAACCCAGGGAAAGAAGAAGAAGGUCAUGGGUGCAAUUUCAACAUAAGAGAGUGGAACUCUAGCCUCUGCUGCAAACUUUGUUACCAUGUCUUCCGGGCCCUGGAUCACGUCUAGUUCCUGUUCACCAUCUGUGGUUCAAUCCUCGGAAGAUACCUCUGUAGCAGCAAUAUUUCAAUGGCUAAGAUUCAUCUUCCUCUCUCCCUGCCCUCAGAGAGCUCUGCUUUCCUCUGUUGACCUCUUGUUCUUGCUCUCACUCUUAGCAUUUUCAAUACUAAAGCUUUACUCAAAGUUCGUCUCCAAUGGCCACCAAAGCUCGGAACUCAACAAGCCCCUCAUCAGGAACAGCAGAGCUCAUCUCAGAACCACUAUAUGCUUUAAACUCUCUUUGACCGUGAGCGCUCUGUUAACCCUAUGUUACACUGUUGUUUGCAUUUUGGCAUUCACUAGAAACACUGAGUUGCCAUGGAAACUCGUAGAUGGGCUAUUUUGGUUAGUUCAAGCCAUCACUCAUGCAGUGAUCACAAUACUAAUAGCCCAUGAAAGGAGAUUUGAAGCUGUUAAGCACCCGCUAUCACUUCGAGUUUAUUGGGUUGCAAACUUCAUUGUUAUUUCUUUGUUUACAGUCUCCGGAAUACUUCGUUUGGUGUAUGUCCAACAAAAUCAGGACCCUAGUUUUAGAUUGGAUGAUGUUAUUUCCAUGGUGUCUUUCCCUCUAUCAAUUGUUCUUCUUGUUAUUGCCCUUAGAGGAUCCACUGGGAUUGCAGUGAACAGAGAAUUCGAACAAGGUAUGAAUGGAGAAGGCAAUUUAUACGAACCCCUUUUGAGCAAAUCCAAUGUGACUGGCUUUGCUUCAGCUUCCAUAAUUUCUAAGACCUUUUGGAUUUGGAUGAAUCCUCUGCUCAGAAAAGGGUACAAAGGCCCUCUAAAGGUUGAUGAAAUCCCAUUCCUCUCCCCGGAACAUAGAGCUGAAAAAAUGUCGGUUCUCUUUGAAUCAAACUGGCCAAAACCACAAGAAAAAUUGGACCAUCCAGUUCGAACCACAUUACUCCGGUGCUUCUGGAAAGAAGUUGCUUUCACAGCUUUCCUUGCAGUAGUGAGGCUUUGUGUCAUGUAUGUAGGGCCUGUGCUUAUCCAAAGUUUUGUGGAUUUCACUGCGGGAAAAAGAAGCUCGCCUUAUGAAGGAUACUACCUUGUAAUGAUCCUUCUAUGUGCAAAAUUUGUUGAAGUUUUAAGCACUCACCAAUUUAACUUCAACUCCCAGAAACUUGGGAUGCUCAUUCGUUCCACUCUUAUUACUUCUUUGUACAAGAAGGGUUUGAGGUUGUCAUGCUCAGCCCGGCAGGCUCAUGGGGUUGGACAGAUUGUGAAUUACAUGGCUGUUGAUGCCCAACAGCUCUCUGACAUGAUGCUACAGCUGCAUGCUAUAUGGAUGAUGCCAGUGCAACUUGCCAUUGCAUUGUCCCUUCUGUAUAACAGUCUUGGUGCUGCAGUGCUCACAUCUGUAGUAGGAAUCAUGUGUGUUCUUGUGUUUGUUGUGCUUGGCACGAGACGGAACAACAGGUUCCAGUUUAAUGUCAUGAAGAAUCGGGAUUCAAGAAUGAAGGCAACAAAUGAGAUGCUUAACUACAUGCGUGUGAUCAAAUUCCAGGCUUGGGAGGAGCACUUUAAUAAGAGAAUUCUGGCUUUCCGUGAGUCAGAGUUUAGCUGGCUGACCAAGUUCAUGUACUCAAUCUCUGCCAAUGUUGUGGUUAUGUGGUGCACCCCAGUAGUUAUAUCAACUCUCACAUUUGGCACUGCACUCUUAUUGGGUGUCCGACUUGAUGCGGGGACAGUGUUCACAACCACAACCAUCUUCAAAAUUUUGCAGGAGCCCAUCAGGACCUUCCCACAAUCUAUGAUUUCAAUUUCUCAAGCUAUGAUAUCUCUUGGGAGGUUGGACCGUUAUAUGAUGAGUAGAGAGUUGGUGGAGGAUGCAGUGGAGAGAGACGAGGGCUGUGAUAGUAGAACUGCUGUGGAGGUUAAAAAUGGUGCGUUUAGCUGGGAUGAUGAAAGCAAAGAAGAGGAUUUGAAACACAUAAAUUUGAAUGUCAAUAAAGGGGAGCUAACGGCUAUUGUAGGGACAGUGGGAUCUGGAAAGUCUUCCCUUCUAGCCUCAAUUCUUGGUGAGAUGCACAAGUUAUCUGGAAAGGUACGAGUUUGUGGCACAACUGCCUAUGUUGCUCAAACAUCAUGGAUUCAAAAUGGGACCAUUGAAGAAAACAUCUUAUUUGGUUUGCCAAUGGACAGAGAGAGAUACCAGGAAGUUGUCAGGGUUUGCUGCUUGGAGAAGGACUUGGAAAUGAUGGAGUUUGGAGAUCAAACUGAGAUAGGAGAGCGUGGCAUCAACCUAAGUGGUGGCCAGAAACAGAGGAUACAACUUGCCAGGGCUGUAUAUCAAAAUUGUGACAUAUAUCUUCUCGAUGACGUUUUCAGUGCUGUCGAUGCUCAUACUGGAUCAGAAAUAUUUAAGGAAUGUGUGAGGGGUGUGCUUAAAAACAAGACGGUUUUAUUGGUAACUCAUCAAGUUGACUUCUUGCAUAAUGUUGAUCUUAUUUUGGUCAUGAGAGAUGGGAUGAUAGUACAAGGAGGAAAGUAUAAUGAGUUGCUAAGCUCUGGCCUGGAUUUCAAAGAGCUAGUAGCUGCCCAUGAAACCUCCAUGGAGCUCGUAGAAAUGAGCCCCACUAUUCCCAGCAAAAGUUCCCCCAGCCCUCAAAUAUCUCCUCAACCAUCUUCAAACCACCGGGAAGCCAAUGGUGCAAACGACUCUUUAGGCCAACCAAAGUCUGAUAACAGGACUUCUAAACUCAUCAAAGAAGAGGAGAAAGAAACAGGCAAAGUGAGCUUGCACGUUUACAAAGUUUAUUGCACAGAGGCUUACGGAUGGUGGGGUGUGGUGUUGGUGUUGUCAUUGUCUCUCUUGUGGCAAGCAACUCUAAUGGCGGGUGAUUACUGGCUGUCCUAUGAAACUUCAGCAGAUCGUGCAGUGGCAUUCAAGCCAUCUGUCUUUAUUACCGUCUAUGCUAUUAUUGCUGCUAUUUCAUUUCUUGUGGUAUUGGUAAGAGCAUUUUCUGUUACGAUUGUGGGGCUUUCGACAGCUCAAAUUUUUUUCAAGCAAAUUCUUCACAGCAUCCUGCAUGCCCCCAUGUCAUUUUUCGAUACUACACCUUCUGGAAGAAUUCUGAGUAGGGCAUCAACAGAUCAGACGAAUAUCGAUCUAUUUCUUCCCUUCAUUUUGGGUAUUACCGUUGCCAUGUACAUCACUGUGCUUGGCAUCUUUAUCAUCGUAUGCCAAAAUUCGUGGCCAACAAUAUUCUUGCUGAUUCCACUUAUUUGGCUUAAUAUAUGGUACCGGGGUUACUAUCUUGCAUCAUCUCGUGAAUUAACUCGGCUGGAUUCAAUCACAAAAGCUCCUGUUAUCCAUCACUUCUCAGAAAGCAUAUCAGGGGUGGUGACGAUCCGCUCUUUCAGAAGGCAGAACAUGUUCUCCAAGGAAAAUGUUAAACGUGUUAAUGCCAAUUUACGUAUGGAUUUCCACAACAACGGAUCCAAUGAGUGGCUGGGUUUCCGUUUGGAGAUGCUUGGGAGUUUAAUUCUCUGCAUUUCCACUCUAUUCAUGAUCUUAUUGCCAAGCAGUAUUAUAAAGCCAGAGAAUGUUGGUUUAACUCUCUCCUACGGAUUGUCCUUGAACGGUGUGCUGUUCUGGGCCAUUUAUAUGAGCUGCUUUGUUGAAAAUAGGAUGGUUUCAGUUGAGAGGAUAAAACAGUUUACAAACAUCCCAUCAGAAGCAGAAUGGGAGAUAAAAGACCGUGUUCCUCCUUCAAAUUGGCCUUCCCAUGGCAAUGUCGAGCUCAAAGACUUGCAGGUCAGAUAUCGUCCAAAUACACCCUUGGUUCUCAAAGGCAUUAGUCUAAGCAUUCACGGGGGAGAGAAGAUUGGUGUUGUCGGUCGAACAGGGGGCGGGAAAUCAACUUUGAUCCAAGUGUUCUUUAGGCUGGUGGAACCGUCAGGGGGCAAAAUCAUCAUCGACGGGAUUGAUAUAACCACAUUAGGGCUUCAUGAUCUCAGGUCUCGCUUUGGAAUCAUUCCUCAAGAACCUGUACUUUUUGAGGGAACUGUGAGAAGCAACAUUGAUCCAGUGGGAAUUUAUUCAGAUGAAGAGAUUUGGAAGAGCCUUGAACGCUGCCAACUUAAAGAUGUGGUAGCUGCAAAACCUGAUAAACUCAAUUCUUUAGUGGCUGAUGACGGCGACAACUGGAGCGUGGGGCAAAGACAGCUUCUCUGUUUGGGGCGAGUUAUGUUGAAGCACAGCUGGCUCUUGUUCAUGGACAAGGCCACGGCUUCAGUUGAUUCACAGACGGAUGCUGUAAUACAAAGGAUCAUCCGAGAGGAUUUUGCUGCAUGUACAAUAAUCAGCAUUGCUCACAGAAUACCUACAGUGAUGGACUGCAACAGAGUUUUAGUAGUAGAUGCAGGACUGGCUAAAGAAUUUGACAAACCGUCCCGCUUGCUUGAGAGACAAUCAUUGUUUGGGGCAUUGGUUCAGGAGUAUGCCAACCGUUCAUCAGGACUAUAAGCAACCAUCUUUGGUUUCUCUAUCGUUGAUUCCGGUGAUUCCUUUUGUGCUCGCAAAUCUUCCAAGAAUCACCUGCCCGCAUUUGCCCCUCCCAUUAUUAAAAUAAGAA